GCUUGACAGUUCCUUUUUCGCUGAAAGCCACAUAGAAACAUGGCACCAUCUGCAAAACCCAAGCCAGACGCCAAGAAGGCUGACAAAGGGGGCACAUCGAAGGCCCCCGAGAAGCCCAAGAAGGAGGCCAAACCCGCCGCGCCUGCGAAAGUGGAGAAGAAAGUGACGGAGGAAAAGAAGACCAAGGAUGCGAAGGCGAAAGUUGCCACAGCGGCUAAGGUUGAGAAGGUGACGAAGCCAGCGGGAGCCGCCAAGGCUGGUGCUGAGCCAGUGAAGCCCGCCGCCACGAAGAAGGCCGCCGCACCGUCGAAGGAUCAACCCAAGGCGGAGGCGAAGGCCAAGGCGGAACCCAAGGCGGCUGCUAAGAAAGCCGCCCCAGCUGCUGCUGCCGCGCCCGCCGCCAAGAAGCCCACGCCACAGCCCAAGGAGGAGAAGAAGGCCGCCGAGCCCAAGAAGACCGAGGCACCCAAGAAGGCUGAGGCGCCCAAAGCGGCCGCUCCGGCCAAGGAGGACAAGCCCAAGGCCGCCGAGAAGCCCAAGACGGAGAAGCCCGCCGCCGCGAAGGCUGCCAAGCCCAAGAAGAAGAGCGUGGUGUCGGCCGCCGCCGCCGCCACCGGCAAGGCCGGCAAAGUGACGAAGAAACAGCUGCUGCGCGGCAAGGGGCUGAAGAAGAAGAAGGUGCAACUGCGCUACGGCAUCGACUGCACGAACAUCGUGGAGGACAGCAUCAUGGAUGUGGCGGACUUUGAGCGAUACUUGAUGGAGCGCUUCAAGGUGAAUGGCAAGGUGAACAAUUUGGGCACGAAUGUGACGAUGGAGCGGCAGAAGAUGAAGGUGUUCGUGAACUCGGAUAUUCACUUCUCCAAGAAGUACCUCAAGUACCUCACGAAGAAGUAUCUGAAGAAGAACAGCCUGCGCGACUGGAUCCGCGUGGUGUCCAAUGAGAAGGAGUCGUACGAGCUGCGCUACUUCCGGAUCAGUUCCAAUGAUGACGACGAGGAGGACAAUGAGUGAAGUCCUUCGCGUGCGUCUCGGCAAACUCUUGUCACUCGAAGUUGAGAGAAGGAAUAAAUUUGACUUGCGUGACUGGAA
Molecule: messenger RNA, 1092 nt
Organism: Phlebotomus argentipes
Lineage: Eukaryota; Metazoa; Arthropoda; Insecta; Diptera; Psychodidae
Gene: RpL22
Product: large ribosomal subunit protein eL22
Exons: 3
Coding region: 40-1014 (324 amino acids)
Biological process (GO): cytoplasmic translation
Cellular component (GO): ribosome
Molecular function (GO): RNA binding; structural constituent of ribosome
Source: RefSeq, a predicted model, not a curated record